CAAAAGACUACCCAAAAUUAAAUACGGACACCAUUGAACACUAUGUGGGUCCGGUUGUGGCUACUGUUCACAGUUUCCAGUGUUUUGUCGCAGCACAUGAAUAAUGCGGGGUUACAACAAGAUGGCGCGGCGUUCGGUUGGGGCUGGCAGUUGUCACCGCUGGGGCAAAGCAGCACCGUAGGACGUUAUUAUGUCAAACUACCACAGUCGGAGCAACAAGUCAGUUACACAGCAGAUAGUAGCGGCUAUCACGGCGCGGCGCACGUGGCCACCACCGGCAGCCACAGUACACACUCCGCUAGCGUCGCUCUCGGCCAGAAGGCCAUAGACCUCAGUCAUCAGGCCCAAAAUAUUUUCGAGAACGCCCAAACGCAGAACAACACACAGCUCCCAGCGCCGCCAAGUAACGACAUCUACCCGCUCCAGCCGCAAUACUAUCCUUACAUGCCGCAACAAACCGAGCCGGCACUAACGACCCCCAACUACCAGGGGUACCAACUACAGUACAACGACCCCCAGGGGGAACACUCGAACCCUCUUCCCAAAGAGGACCCCAACGAGUACCGCCCUCAAGUCAUACAAGUCUUCAAAGACCACAACUGCUCAAUAGAAGAAACAACUAAAGAUCUACUGAAUGAUCUAAGGAAAUCCAACGAUUUGUUUUCUGAGAUACCCUCUUAUGAUAUGCAAGAUAUUCACAAUUUUGGAGCGACUAGCAAUCCUUAUUACAGAGGGGCAGUCAACUUUAGAGUUGAAACCCCCAGACCUCAUGCUCGUAACGAAAGAUAUUAUUUCUAUUCAACUACUGAACCACCUGCUGCUGAAUAUACUGAAAAUGCAACACAGGAAGGUAUCGAUAAACUAGUCGCUUCAACACAAGAUCUGAUAUCGAAUGAAGAUUUGUUGUUCAUCAAUCAUGCUGCAGAAAAACAAGUGAAUGACCAAUCAGAUGAUAUUAUCAAGCCUCGACCAAGAAGUCUGUUUAGAAACAAUGAUCAUGCUGGUCAGGAUAGUAGACCGAAUCAAAUAACAGUAAAGGCUAAAAUAUCAAACAUUGUCAAAGGUGAUGAACAUUUAGAAAAUGACAGAUCGAAAGAUCAAAUCUUACAUUCCAACUCAAAUGAAUAUAAUUUCGCAACCCCCAUUGUGGUGCAAGACAAUUCUUACAACGAUUUCAAGGAACAGAUAGUCGAAAACCUAGUUUCUACAAUGGUUCCUUAUAUGACGAAUGGUUAUCAAAUCGUAGCCGUUAAAGAUAAUUCAGAAGAUAAUAACACAGACACAGAUUAUAAUUCAAACUCAGAUAGUGGAGAACUAGUUAAUGUUACUCCGAGACCAAUUAAUCAGAAUUAUUUAGCGCCUAUCACAGUAGCAUUGAGAUUACUCAAUGCAAACGAUACAGACUCCUUCAACUCUUUAGAAGAUCACGAAGCUUCAGACAGUGAACCAGUUCCUGAAACUGUACACAAACCAAAAGAAAAGACGACAGUUGAAGUACAGCAGUCAAUUCCAGUUGAAAUCACUCACAUUAAUGAUAUAGAAGUACAUGAAUACAUAGAUAUUGAUGAAGAAGGCCGCAGCAGUAAAGGACCUUUUGAUGUUGCGAAAUCAUUGUACAAUAAAUAUGUUGACUCUUUAAGGUCGUCAAAGAAGAUUCAAGAAAACAUGAAUAAAUUGUUAUACAAAUAUGGCACGAUGAAAGACAAUAAUGAUGAACAUAAUGAUGAUUUUAUACAGAAGGAACAGUUGGAGGACAGAACAGAACAGGAGCCAAGCGAGAAUGUUCAAUCAACUGUUGAAGUAAGUCCGAAUGGACUAGAUACAAACACCCAGAGGAGUGAACAACAUCAGUAUUAUAACUACGGUAGUGAUCAGCAGAAGAUAAUUCAACCGAUUAUUAUUGAAAAAGAAGUGCCUGUUACCAAAUUCGUUGAUAGAUUUAUUGAAAAGAAGGUACUUUAUCCUCAACGUGUGGAAGUAAAAGUACCCGUAGAUAGACCUGUCCCUGUAGAGGUACCUGUCGAAAAAAUUGUUGAAAAACCUGUAGAAGUAACAAAAUACGUUGAUAAACCCUACCCGGUUGAAGUACCCCGGCCAUAUCCCGUUGAAGUCAAAGUGCCUUACCCGGUUGAGCAAAAAGUGUAUGUAGAUCGUCCGAUACAUGUUCCCUACCCGGUUGAGAAAGUGGUAGAAAAACAGGUAUUACACCCGGUUCCCAUUCCGACUCCCGUUGGGAUUCCAUACGAAGUUCCAGUACCGGUUGAACACAAAAUACUUUAUCCUGUACCUGUGGACAGGCCAGUUCCCGUCAGAGUGGAAGUAGAGAAACCUGUUGACAGAAUAGUUAACAGACAAGUGCCUGUCCCAUACGCAGUAGAGAAGAGAGUUCCAUACCCAGUCCAUUACGAAACCAGAGUUCCUGUACCGUAUCCCGUGGAGAAAAGAAUACCAGUUCCUGUAGAAAAGAUAGUAGAAAAACCCGUUACAAUAACUAAGUAUGUUGACAAACCUAUUCAUAUUCAAGUGCCUGUACCUCAACCGGUUGCAGUCCCAGUCCACGUUCCCCAACCUUAUCCGGUGGACAGAAUAGUAGAACGACAAGUACCCUACCCGGUUCCCGUAGACAGGAUAGUGGAAAAAAAAGUCCCUGUACAAGUGCCUUACCCAGUCGAAAAAGUAGUUGAGAAAAUUGUUGAAAAACCAGUAGUUGUAACCAAAUAUAUCGACAAACCUUAUCCAGUUGAAAAGAGGGUUCCUUAUCCAGUGGAGAAGAUUGUUGAGAAGAAAGUACCCUACCCUGUUCAAGUGCCGGUGGAGGUAAAAGUUCCCUACCCGGUUGAAAAAUACAUUGAAAAACCGGUUCCAGUACCAGUUUACCGACACGCGAACGAAUAUCAAUCAGAUUCACAGAAUAUCGCUCAAUACCAAAAAUAUAGGAAUGAAAACUAUAAGAACGAAAAUUAUAAGAAUGAUAAAAACAAAUGGUCUUCGAAUCAUCAGCAGUCUUAUCUCGCAAAUUAUUACCAGCAGAUUAAGGAAAGGCAAAAACAGCCAGUUCAAUCAACCCCAUGGGGGAACCAGUAUGCUUCCUCGUACCAAUAUAUUAACAACACCUCGGGGAGCAAACCAGAAAUAAAAAAGUCUAACAAUCAGCCAAAUUACUUGGCGUUUCUAACAGAUAGCAAUAUUGAGACUGUAGCGAGUCAGUACUUUGGGCCCGUGCCGAUGGAGAAUCAAGAAGAUUGGUGGCCAAAUAACAACAAAAAUUACGUCGUGGAACUCAAAAUGAGAAGAGCUGAUAGAGAACCUAAAGUUAAUAAUUUGAGGAUCGAGUAUGGAGGCUUCAAGCCUCCUUUAAUACCAAGCACGGAGGUUGAUUUAGAUGGCAUGCCUAUUAAUAAAAACUCGUGAGGAGACAAGACGAAAAUUCAAUGACAAAAAUUAGAUGGUGCCUUUGAUGAUGGCCCAAAUUGUGAUGUGUUAAAAGCAUGAAAAAUGUAGUGAAAGAUUAGAAGUGAUGAGAAAGAUACCAUCACAUUCAUUUGAUACUAAAACAAAAACAAACGUACCUUCUAAAUAACUCAUUUAGUCUGUAAUUCAUUGUAAAUUACUUUUAGUCAUUCUAGAAUUUACCCUGAAAAGGGGGUACUUAAUUAAAUAAUUCAGUAUUUCUUUAGUUAAAUGUGUCAUAAUUUUAGUUACUAUUCUAAAUAUUAUUGUUUAUUGAAAGUUAAGUUUUAGAUACUUGUAUUUAAAAGAUUAUUUCAGUGAUUCUAAGUUUUAGGUCGAGAAAAGUAAGAAAAAUAGUGCUUAUACAGAAAUUGUCUGU
Helicoverpa zea (corn earworm) is the source of this 3829-nucleotide messenger RNA. RefSeq lists its product as uncharacterized. Lineage: Eukaryota; Metazoa; Arthropoda; Insecta; Lepidoptera; Noctuidae. The transcript has 5 exons. The record is from RefSeq and is a predicted model, not a curated record. The coding region runs from base 43 to 3411 and encodes 1122 amino acids.